CCACCAGCUCCAAAAUGGUGAUGUUUGACACCACCCUCAAGGUAUGUUUUGUUAUUCGAAUAAGUAGGAUUACAAUGUGGAUGUCAUCGUGUUCACAAUGCUUUCCUAAACCACAUUAUUACUGGUCUCGAGACCAAAGGAGUCAAUCUCUUUUAGGCCGCACCCUUUUCUGUAGUUAUUGGCUCCUGGGGGCCAUUCUGUUUACGGACUUCCCUUCUAAUCAAGUAUAAUAACACUAACUAUAACAAUAGGUCCUAGCACACUGGGGCCCUAAUAACACUAAAUAUGACAAUAGAUCCUAGCACACUGUGGUGGGCCCGUAAUAACACAAACUAUAACAAUAGGUCCCAGCACAUUGGGCCCCUAAUAACACUGACUGUAAAAAUAGGUCCUAGCACACUGGGCCCCUAAUAACACUUACUAUAAUAAUAGGUCCUAGCGCACUUCAGUGGGCUCCUAAUAACACUAACAAUCGUAUUAUAUCUUGGGUAGGCCUUUUCAUGUAUGUAUAAUUGUGUGUAUAUCAUUUAUCUAUCUAAUGUGAACAUAUCUUUAUGUUUAUGUAAUAUAUUUCAUGGUUGGCAGGUAUUUUUAUGUAUUUAUAUAAUCAGUGGAUAUAUUUAUAAUGAUGUAUAUAUAAUGCAUAAAAUGUGCAUAUAUAUUGUGUUUCAGGUGAUAUAUUUAUAAAGAUGUAUAUAAUGCAUAAAAUGUGUAUAUAAAUUGUGGUGAUAUAUUUAUAAUCAUGUAUAAAUUAUGUAUAUAAUGUGCAUAAAUAUUGUGUUUCAUGUAAUAUAUUUAUAAUGAUGUAUAAGGUAUUUAUAAUGAGGUGUAGUGUUUACCGCACCGUUGUUACGAAAAGAGAGCUGAGCCGCAAGGCAAAGCUCUCGAUCUACCGGUCGAUCUUCGUUCCUAUCCUCACCUAUGGUCAUGAGGGUUGGGUGAUGACCGAGAGGACGAGAUCGCGGGUACAAGCGGCCGAGAUGAGUUUUCUCAGAGGGGUGGCUGGCGUCUCCCUUAGGGAUAGGGUGAGAAGCUCAGCCAUCCGUGAGGACCUCGGAUUAGAGCCGCUGCUCCUUUACUUAGAAAGGAGUCAGCUGAGGUGGUUCGGGCAUCUGGUAAGGAUGCCCACUGGGCGCCUCCCUUGGGAGGUGUUUCAGGCACGUCCAGUGGGGAGGAGACCUCUGGGAAGACCCAGGACUAGGUGGAGAGAUUAUAUCUCAACACUGGCCUGGGAACGCCUCAGGAUCGCCCAGUCAGAGCUGGUCAAUGUGGCCCGGGAAAGGGAAGUCUUGGGCCCCCUGCUUGAGCUGCUCCCCCCGCGACCCGACCCCGGAUAAGCGGAUGAAGAUGAGAUGAGACAAUCGUGUCAAAACAAAUCAGAUUGGCCAAUACACAUUGACGAUAAAUUUAAAUAUAUAUAUAUUUUUUAUUCUGAUUAUUCAUUUAUCUGCAUAGAGACGGAAUCAUUCUAGAGAGAAUCACGAUGCAUCGAAGAAUCGAUUAUUUUUCCCCCUCCUACUUACAAUAUCCCUAGAACCCAAAUAUAACUUGCAAAAACCCAUGGUGAAGUUAAUGUUAAUAUUAAUGUUACUGAUAAGCCUUUGUCAAAAUGACAAAGACAGUGCUGCAUAUGAAAAAUUGCAGCCACAUAAAUUCCAUUCAGGUGAGUUUCUCGGCAGGCAGCAAAGAUCACUUCUGUUGAGAAAAAUACUGUGGUCAGUCAAUUUAGAAUAUUCAAAUAAAUGGAAAAAAAAUGGCAUGAACAGUUUCUGAUUUCUCGAGUAAUCCUUCCUAAUUUACUAAUUAGGUGGGGAUUGAACCCGGGACGACCGGGUGCAAGUCCGACACGUUACCUCAAGAAUUUCUCCCUGAUUUUUAAUCUUCGGUCAGCAUUACAUUUAAAUAUGUUACGCUUAAUGCUACUUAUUCAUUAAAAAGAUCGGCUUCACCUCCUCUCAGACUUCACCUCCACUGUGUCAACAGCCAAAUCUGUCUUCUACCAGACCAAAAUCAACUCCUCCGCCUCCAACCCCAGGAAACUAUCCUACCUCACUCCUGAUGACUUUUUUUACCCCCUUUUUUAACCCCUCCUCUUUUACCCCUACCACCAUCCUCCUACACCCUAUCACCACUACUGUUUUUUAUCCACUUUAUCCCUCUCUCCUCCGAAGAUGUCAACAGAAUAGUUACGUCUAACCACGCCACCUUCUGCCCCCUUUACCCGAUCCCCUCCUAACUCCUCCAGGCCGUCUCGAGCGACAUCCUGCCAUUUUUCACCCCCUUAUCAACUCCUCCCUCACUUCAGGCCUUGUUCCAGCAUCCUUCAAGACUGCCAGAAUAAAGCUGCUCCUCACGAAACCGACCCUUGACACCACCGACAUCCAGAACUACAUAAAGAUAUCUCUUCGUUCAGUCCUUUCUAAAACAGUGGAACAGGCCAUCUCUAACCAACAUCCUCCUAUCGCUCACAAAACAAUCAGCUUGACCCUGAUAAGUCAGGCUUCAAGACUGCACACUCCAUUGAGACAGCUCUCCUCACGGUGACCGUGUCACUCUGGGCUGCCAGAGCCUUGUCCCUCUCAUCGGUUCUCAUUCUCCUCUACUUGUCCGCGGUGAACCCUCAGAUUCUCCUCGCCACUCUUGCCAACUCUGCAUCGCUGACUUUGCUCUAUCCUGGUUCACAUCAUACCUGACCAAUCCUAAAUGUAGCAGUGUAAUGCUGUUGCGCUAGAUUGCAAGCAGAGACUCUUGUUUUGAGUUACAUUACUAGAUGUGCAGAGGUCUCUUAUUUUGAAGGAGCAGAGUGGCCAAACUAACGGAAGUUGGGUAGCAAGGUUGUUUGCGCUCUCUUUGUUUCCUGACUUUGCAAGAGAAUGUUCCAGCACAAGUUGUUAUCCAAGAGACAGAAAGGAUUCAAAAGAGGUACAUCCACGGCUCUCCAACUCCUCAAGGUGAAGAAAGCGUUCUUUGCUCUGGUUGCCAACGGCGUCCGUGCUGCUCCUCUCUGGGACAGCAAACUGCAGGUGUUUGUAGGUAUGCUGACCAUCACAGACUUCAUCAACAUCCUGCAGCGUUACUACACAUCUCCCCUGGUGCAAAUCUAUGAGCUGGAGGAACACAAGAUCGAGACAUGGAGAGAGAUCUAUCUGCAGUACUCUGUCAACAGUCUGAUCAGCAUCUCCCCUGAUGCCAGUCUGUUUGAGGCCGUCUACUCUCUGCUGAAGCAUAAGAUCCACCGGCUUCCGGUCAUUGACCCAUUGUCUGGCAACGUUCUACACAUUCUCACCCACAAACGCAUACUCAAGUUCCUUUACAUCUUCGGUUCUUUGCUUCCUAAGCCUCGGUUCCUUCAAAAGAGGAUCCAGGAGGUGGCAAUUGGGACAUUUAAGGAAAUCGCCACUGUGCUGAUCUCGGCCACCGUCUACGAUGCCCUGUCUGUGUUCGUAGAGCGACGGGUGUCUGCUCUACCGGUGGUCGACCAAAAAGGGAAAGUUGUGGCUCUGUACUCACGCUUUGAUGUUAUCAAUCUAGCAGCCCAGAAGAGUUACAACAACCUGAACAUGAGCAUGCAGGAGGCACUGGCAAGCAGGUCCUGCUCGAUGGAGGGGGUCCUCAAGUGUUACCCCUACGAGACCCUGCAGACCAUCAUAGACCGCAUUGCUAAGGCUGAGGUGCAUCGGCUGGUGCUGGUGGACAGUAAGGAUGUGGUCCAAGGGAUCGUGUCUCUGUCUGACCUCCUCCAGGCAUUGAUACUCAACCCUGCAGACAUAUAUGUUCCUUAGCAUUGUGAAGUUGGAGACUAGCAUUAGAACCAAGCACCGCGUCUUGGUGGGGCGGUAGUUGAAACCUUCCCAUGACAUGGGGGAAGAGAAGAGUGUGUGAAGAAGAAGCUUUCGUGGGCUGACCUGGAUGUGUCUUUGAGCAAGGCAUUAGUUGGCAGACUGGCGGAGGUAGGCGCCAACCUCAAGAGCUCAGGGUGAAAAGCCAACUCUCCAUGAGCUCCAACCCAGUAGAUGCAGGAGAUCUGUACUCCUGUUGUCUUACCAAUGAAGGAUGAAGAACUUGAUGUGAUAAAACUCCUGCGCUGGCACCUCUACCAUGACCUGGAUGUCGUAUUGCUGUCCACUGGGCUUGGUCAAAGAUGAAGACCUCUUGUUUUACUAUAAAAUGAUCAAUGUAAUUUCACCAAAGUAUCAACACUCACUCUAAUAAACACGAUCAAUGUUGGAUUUCUUGUUCGUGUUGUGCGCUUAUUAUACCUCAAUGUAGCAGCCAAACUAGGGAUACCUGAAGUUAGCAGGUAUAGCUUAUUAUACCUUCAUUUAGCAGGAAUAGCUUAUUUAUAGCAAUCAUGAUUAAAUAAAAAUUAUAAUAAGGUAAUAAUAAUAAGCUUUAUUUAUAUAGCCCCUUUCAUAGCAUGAAAUGCACCUUAAAGUGCUUUACAAGAGAUACAAUGAACAUCAAUAACGCAUGUUUUAUUAUAUAAGGGUUAGCUA
Molecule: messenger RNA, 4496 nt
Organism: Gadus chalcogrammus (walleye pollock)
Lineage: Eukaryota; Metazoa; Chordata; Actinopteri; Gadiformes; Gadidae
Gene: prkag3b
Product: protein kinase, AMP-activated, gamma 3b non-catalytic subunit
Exons: 11
Coding region: 2874-3782 (302 amino acids)
Source: RefSeq, a predicted model, not a curated record